GUAGAUGCAAGUAAAAAAUAAUCUAAAAUAAAAAGUUAUUUGAAUUAUUGGUAUAUCAGUUAUUAAAUUUUGUUAAAUGAAUAAUUUAAGUGUACCAUAUAAAUUAAAAUUAUGUCAGACACCGAGGAUGAGGAUGUUCCAAAUAGAACUGUUAAAAUUACAGUUGUUGGUGAACCUUCAACUGGGAAGACAAGUCUGUGCACGCGGUACUUGGGCGGCGCCGGGGCGGGCGCGGGCGGCACGCAGGGCGCCGAGGUGAUGGCGGGGCAGUGCCUCGGGCUGCGGCCGCCGGUGCCGCUGCAGCUGUGCGAUGUGGCCGGCAACGCGAUCACUACUUGCAUGCUGGAUAAUUAUUUGUACUCUUCAGAUGUGGUGAUAUUUGUUUAUGAUUUAACGAACCUCCAGAGUUUCGAAAAGCUAAGCUUGUGGAUAACAACAGUUAAAGAUAUAUUUAAUUCUGAAAUCAAAAAACCUCUGAUGGCACUUUUUGGGAAUAAGUCUGAUCUAGAACAUCAAAGGGCUGUGAGGCUGUCCUGUGUGCAGAAGUUAGCUUCAGAGUAUCUAUUGGAAAAUUUCAAGGGUUCUGCUAGAACUGGAGAAAUGGUGAACAGUGCCUUCACAAGGCUGGUAGCGCGCGUAAUGGGGGUAAACGUAGCGCGUGCAUUAGCCCGGCCGCCCGCCGAGACCAACGGGGCCUCGCCGCGCCCGCUGGUAGAGGAACAAACGCACAACCUCAUCAUGACGAGGAAGGCCAUGCGGAGAGCGCAGCGGAGAUCCUCCUCGUCUAUAUGUUCCAUUGUUUAA
Molecule: messenger RNA, 804 nt
Organism: Ostrinia nubilalis (European corn borer)
Lineage: Eukaryota; Metazoa; Arthropoda; Insecta; Lepidoptera; Crambidae
Product: ras-related protein Rab-28-like
Exons: 4
Coding region: 112-804 (230 amino acids)
Biological process (GO): regulation of exocytosis
Molecular function (GO): GTP binding; GTPase activity
Source: RefSeq, a predicted model, not a curated record